CGUUUGGGUUAACCAUAGGUUGGAACUGAUAUAGUUGAAGACGGGUUAAAUGGAAUUAUAUUGAGCAGACAUAGUCUUACUGGGCUUAUGAUAUCUCGCCGCGCUGCUCCUGAUUGCAACAGGGAAUUUGAAGAAUCAGCAAGGGUUUAUUUUGGGGUUUGAAAAUAAGACCAGACACCCGCGUUUGGGUUAUGUCAAGAAAAAGAGAGACCGUCGAAAGAGUCAAGCAAGAGACCAAUUCACCAUGGCUCCUCUAGGGAACGAGAAGAACCAGCUAUAUCUGGGCUUGUUCAUACACAGUGUCAAACUCGGCGAGCUCCAAUAUCUUCAUGACACCGCAGUCUGCGUGGACAAGUCCGGCAAGAUCGUUGCUGUCGAGCAGCAAUACGAUCAGAAGAAAGCCGAGGAGACUUUAUAUCCUAAGCUAGGCUGGAAAACAGACGAUGUCACCGUCACGAUAGCAAAAGAGGGCCAAUUCUUCUUUCCUGGGUUUAUUGAUACGCAUAUUCACGCACCACAGUAUCCUAACGUGGGCAUAUUCGGCAAGUCUACGCUCCUGGACUGGUUAAACACAUAUACUUUCCCCAUGGAAGCAUCCCUCUCCUCACUCCCCAAAGCUCGCAGGGUAUACACACGCUGUAUCCAGCGAACCCUGGCCUACGGCACCACCACCGCAGCUUACUACGCCACAAUCCACGUGCCGUCCACAAACCUGCUUGCAGACCUAUGUCUAUCCCUGGGCCAGCGUGCCUUCGUCGGCCGGGUGUGUAUGGAUAACCUUGGCCCGGACUAUUACCUCGAUGAAUCCGCGUCACAAUCCUUAGCCGCAACACGCGCUACUAUCGACCACAUCCGGAGCAUCGACGCGGACUUCGAUCUCAUAAGCCCCAUUCUAACCCCCCGCUUCGCACCCGCGUGCAGCGUAGACGCCAUGGCCCAGCUCGGCGCUCUGCACAAGGAAACUAACCUCCCGAUCCAGACGCAUAUCGCGGAGAACGUUGACGAGCUCAAGCUCGUGCGGGACAUGUUCCCCGACAGCAAGAACUACGCCGACGUGUACGACCGCUUCGGAUUGCUAGGCAAGCGCACGAUCCUCGCGCAUGCGAUCCACUUAAGCGACGAGGAGGUCGACCUCGUCGCGAGUCGCGGGUCCAAGGUCUCCCAUUGCCCCUGUAGCAACUCGGCGCUGACGAGCGGCGUGGCCCGUGUGCGCUGGCUGCUGGAUAAGGGGGUCGGCGUGGGCCUCGGCACCGAUGUUAGCGGCGGAUAUAGUCCCAGCGUACUCGAUGCCGCGCGCCAGGCCGCUCUCGUGUCGAAUCAUCUCGCUAUGCCAUCGCGAACCGGGGAGAAGCAGAUAGACGCCGAAGCAGAAGACGACCGUGAGCGCGUCCGGCUAAGCGUCGAGGAAGUACUACACUUGGCCACCCGAGGCGGCGCCGAAGUCGUUUGUUUAGGAGAGAAAAUUGGCGGAUUCGAAGUAGGCAAGGAAUGGGACGCACAGCUAAUCGGGCUCGGACUCGUUCCCGACGAAGACGACGGCACGGAAUCAAAACAAGACGAAGACCAAGACCAAGAACACGAUACCGGAAACGUGGAUAUCUUCGGCUGGGAGCGAUGGGAAGACCGCGUCGCAAAGUGGGUAUUCAAUGGCGACGACAGGAACGUGAAGAAAGUUUGGGUGCGCGGACGGCUUGUGCAUCAGCGAAGAUAGAGCGAGCGAGCGAUACUUGGAGCAAUUUCAACUCGGCUUACUUUAGACACGAUAUGCUGUAGAUAGCUUGAUACAUAGACAAAGCCUGUGUUUAUACAUACCUAGGUACCUACCUACAUACCUGGACCUACUGAUUACUCUAAUUUGGUAUGUUAUGGCAUAUAUGUAUUCCUAUUUUCUCCUAGGGUUUAUAGACAGAAUCGCAAUAAUCGAAGGGACGGCACUUUGAUUAAAAUAUGUGUUAUGCGCAACGGGUAUAUAAAUUUCGAUACGAGGAAGAUAUCUCGCUCCUUAGGAGCUCGUUCCGCACUGCAAUGAGCACGGGUACUAAGAUGGACGAUAAAAAAGUCUAAAACACAUCACAUAGUGGUAUCGUCAAUGUAACUAAAGCAGUUAUCCACAUGAAAAGCUAUAGCGCAUCACAACGCGCCAUGUGGCCUGUUAGAAUAACAACGCUCGCAUCUCGGACUAAUGCCGUAGCUAAUACAUAUAUCACA
This is a messenger RNA of Daldinia decipiens, 2208 nucleotides long. Its product is annotated as guanine deaminase. The transcript has 2 exons. NCBI's taxonomy places the organism in Eukaryota, Fungi, Ascomycota, Sordariomycetes, Xylariales, Hypoxylaceae. The record is from RefSeq and is a predicted model, not a curated record. Gene Ontology annotation, molecular function: guanine deaminase activity; zinc ion binding. The coding region runs from base 245 to 1711 and encodes 488 amino acids. Gene Ontology annotation, biological process: guanine catabolic process. Gene Ontology annotation, cellular component: cytosol.